Messenger RNA from Zingiber officinale, 1983 nucleotides. Its product is annotated as CBL-interacting protein kinase 18-like. Bases 502 to 1812 code for a protein of 436 amino acids. The record is from RefSeq and is a predicted model, not a curated record. Gene Ontology annotation, molecular function: protein kinase activity; ATP binding. Gene Ontology annotation, biological process: protein phosphorylation; signal transduction. The transcript has 2 exons. NCBI's taxonomy places the organism in Eukaryota, Viridiplantae, Streptophyta, Magnoliopsida, Zingiberales, Zingiberaceae.
GAAAUUAAUUUCGUAACAUCGCGGGCUUCAACAGAGAAAUAUAAAGACGGCGGUUUGGAGGGCGUAGAUUUUCGAUUCGGCUUCACGCUGGUUCUCAAUCUCGCUCUCUUCUGCCGAUCUCUUCCUUCUCGGAGCUUAAAGUCACCUUGAUCGUGUAUUCAUUCGGCUCAUUGUUGAUAUCUGCGUCGAUCUUCGUGCUCUUGCAAAUCGUCUUGCUGAAAACUGGAAGAUAAAUAUCAGGGAAUGCUGAAAGAUGUGCUUGAACGCUAGGAAGUUUUCAUUUAACAUUCACCCCAGUAUUGCUGCAGCUAAGCUUCCUUUGCUCCCCUUUGAUGGUGCUAGAUACCAAAGGAAUCAGUCUGUGCUCUAUGUCCACUGGCAAGUUGGAGUUAGUAUUAUUCAAAACAUUCUUGUGUUAGAUCACUAUCUUGGGGAUGAUGGUUGAGAUUGUCUGUGUUGAAAUCUCAUUUGACAUUCUGUAAUUUCGUAGCAUUUCAUAAAAUGGAAAGAGGAAAUAAAGGGAAUGUGUUAAUGAAGAAAUAUGAAGUCGGGAGAUUACUAGGGAAAGGAACAUUUGCCAAAGUCUACUAUGCUAGGGAUAUUAAGACUUCUCAAUAUGUUGCCAUUAAGGUAAUUGACAAGGAGAAGGUUUUGAAAGUUGGGCUUAUUGAUCAAAUUAAGCGGGAGAUAUCAGUGAUGAGAUUGGUGCGACAUUCAAAUGUCGUGGAGCUUUAUGAGGUCAUGGCCACCAAAACUAAGAUAUACAUGGUCCUUGAAUAUGCCAAAGGUGGUGAGUUGUUUAGCAAAGUUGCCAAAGGCAGGCUCAAAGAAGAUGCUGCUCGAAGAUAUUUUCAGCAACUACUUACCGCUGUAGAUUUCUGUCAUAGCAGAGGCGUCUGUCAUCGAGAUCUUAAACCAGAAAACCUGUUACUCGAUGAGAAUGGUAAGUUAAAAAUUUCAGAUUUUGGGUUGAGUGCACUUGCUGAGUCCAAGAAACAAGAUGGCUUACUCCACACAACAUGUGGUACUCCGGCAUAUGUUGCUCCAGAGGUGAUACGUAGGAAAGGAUAUGAUGGAGCCAAAGCAGAUAUUUGGUCUUGUGGGGUAAUAUUGUUUGUUCUUAUGGCCGGUCGCCUCCCAUUUCAUGAUUCAGACCUCAUAGAGAUGUAUAAGAAAAUUGGAAAAUCAGAAUAUAGAUGUCCUAAUUGGUUCCCUUCAGAUAUGAGGAGGUUGCUGGCAUGCAUUCUUGAUCCAAAUCCUGCUACGAGGAUUUCAGUUGAAAAGAUAAUGGAAAAUCCUUGGUUCAGGAAAGGCCUUGAUGGAGUAACUAGAAAUGGCAAAGCAACACAAGAAGUCAAUCAAUCUGAUGGCAAUGCAGUUUUAAAUUGCCCUAAUAUCAAGAUGACUGAUGAUCAGGAGUUGGGGAAGCUCAUGAACUUGAAUGCUUUCGACAUCAUAUCUCUUUCUGCUGGAUUUGACCUUUCAGGUCUGUUUGAGAAGACGCCCGACAAGAGAGAAGCAAGAUUCAUAUCAGCACAGCCGGCAUCUAACAUUAUCUCCAAAUUGGAGGAGGUCGCGGAGUACUUGAAGUUGAAAAUACAGAAGAAAGGUCAUGGAUUGUUGCAAAUGGAAGGAGCCAAAUCAAGGAAGGGGGGUUUGGCCAUUGAUGCAGAGAUCUUUGAGGUCACUCCAUCAUUCCAUUUGGUCGAGAUAAAGCAGAUAAAUGGUGAUACCUUGGAGUAUCUGAAUAUAUGGAAACAAGACAUCAGACCAGCUCUGAAGGACAUUAUCUGGUCGUGGCAAGGAGAAUAGCAGCUCAAGGCGUCUUCUGAUAUAGCAUGUUUUUAGCUUUUUACUCCCAUCUUUUUUAUGUUUCCUGUCAAAUUAUAAGACUAUGAGUUCAUCGAAGUUUCAUCAUUAAAUCUUUCGCCCCGUGUUUCUCUUUCUAUUGUGUUUCAUGGAAAUUGACAAAUUGGAGUGUGU